AUGGAACCCUCUCGCAUAGAAAAUAGCAUUAUUUCUAAAAACUCAGACGUAUCUGCAUCCGAAGCAAACAUCUACACUUCUGAUUGUUGUAUCAAUGUAGGAUCUGAAAUUGGUGAAAUUUUUAGUGAAGUGUUUCACGCAGAUCCUUGUAUUUCUGAUAUUGAACAUUUAUGCACAGACUCAAUGCGAGAAUACGAAGAAUACGUAGAAACAGAAAAUCCAAAGAGUGAAAAAGAGAUUUUUGGCGGAAUGGCUAGUUCGGAGAGUAAUGAAGAGAAUGUCCAAGUGACUGAGUCUAGUUUUGACUAUGAAAGUUCCAAAGAAAACUUUUCAUUUGUCGAAAUAUCACAUGAAGAAAACAGUAGAAGUGUUAUAAACAACUCAAUAGAUGCUCCAAGUGUAGUUCAUGACUCAUAUAACACAGAAUCAGACUUGACAGCCAAACGAUACAAGAGUAGCACAUCCUCCAUCUCUUGCCAGGAUAUAAACAGGUCUAAUAGCACAGCAUCAUUCACUUUGGACAAUAACAGACAAGCUUUUUCUGGAUUCAAAAAUGGAAAAGACCAGGAAAUCUACAUAGAUCCAUCGAAGAUUGAGACUGCGAUGGCAAAUCUAGAUUCACAAGAGAAGAAUGAAUGCACAUCGAAGUUUAUUAAGGAUUUAAUAUCUUCACUUCCAAGCACGUCGCAAGAUACAACGGUCUCAGAUGAAGAGAUAGUUACACAGGUUGUUGAAGAUGACUUAUUUGAAAGCACCGAGCUGAAUAAAGUAAUAGACUUUGACAGCCCAAGUAUUAGGGCUGAUAAUAACAAUCAACCUAAUGAAAAACAUAAACUGAUAAGCGAUAUUGAAAGCUAUUCAUGCAAAGGUAAGAACGAUAUAAUUAAUAGAUCGAAUGAUGACAAAUAUAAACUAGAAAAUAUUACAGGUAAGAUAAUCGAUUCGGGAUUUACAACAGGUAACAACAAAAAUGUUCUUGUGAAUUCUAAGAAUAUUAAGCACAUGGACCUUUACUAUGAAGAAGAUCAAGAAAAUGCCAAGAGUAAAAAUUGUAUGAAAUCAAAAACAAAUAGCAACACUACCGGACAAAUGGAAAACGAGAUCUUUGUUGAAUCCGCAUUUAUGACAGGCAAAAACCAAACAAUUCUAAUUGAUUUGAAGAAUCUAAAAACGACUGAGAACCAAACAAUGUUGAUUGACGCGGAUGAUGAUUCUUUACAAAUCAAUCAUGAUAAGCUUAGUAAAAAUGACAGCAUCGUAUCCAUUGGUAACAAUGCCAAUAGUACGUUUUCAAAGAAUCAAUUUAUGAAAAAAUGUAGCAUUUCCCGUCAAAAAGAUGUCUGUAGUAGGAUCACAGAAGAUUUAUCUCUGGCUGAGACAUUCUCCAAGGUUCUGAGGCACUUUAAGAAGGAAGAACACAGCUGGAUCUUUGAACAGUUCAAAUGGACAUGGCUUCAUUUAUACUUAAACAAUGAAAUAGGCGAUAAUGAAAGUACCUUAGAAAAGAUUAUUGAAAUUAUGAUACUAAGACAAAAAUAUGAAAAGUCUAUUCUGAGAAGAAUUGUGGAAUUCGAUGAUGUUCCUUUUAGGUUUAUGGUUCUUGGAUUAAUAGAUUAUUCUGAAGAAUGUGCCGAGCUUUUUGAUGGGUUUUACUCUCUCAAAUUCAGAAUUGACAAGAAUAUUUACACUCUUCUAAGAAAUAGCGAAUGCACUCUUGGCUCCAAACUGUUUGUCUUUGGAUCUGCCAUUCUUCUGAAGGGGGCUACCAGUAUCUUUGAUAUUCAGGGGACUCCUCUUAGAUUGUUUUAUAACAGUGUAAAAGUUUGCCAUGGGGAUUAUAAAUUAGGUGCAGCCAAAAAAAUAUCUUUUCUGAAUACAAUCUCCGCUAUUCUACCGGAUGGGGGAGUGGUAAGUGGACUUAAUGCUAGGAUCAAGCAGAUAUUAGAGUUUAAGUAUCUUGUUGCUGUUGAAAAUUACAAAAACAGGGUAGAUGAUCUUGAAAAGGAGAUAGAAAAGAUAUAUGAAAUAGCAGGUAAGACAGGGUAUAGAGUGAGAGUUGAAGAUAUUUCUGUACGACAGUAUUGUAAGCUGCUAAUAGAAGAUGAAACUGGAGAGUGCUAUCUGACAUGGUGGAAUCCGCCAGAAGUACAUGUUGGUGAGAGAUACAAGUUUGUAUUUCUGAAUACUAUUGAAAGGGCCUGUGAGCUCCACUUAACAACAACAAAGAAGACAUACACCGAGAAAGUAAAAAUAUAA
Vittaforma corneae ATCC 50505 is the source of this 2256-nucleotide messenger RNA. RefSeq lists its product as uncharacterized. The transcript has a single exon. The record is from RefSeq and is a predicted model, not a curated record. Gene Ontology annotation, biological process: regulation of DNA-templated transcription; double-strand break repair via homologous recombination. NCBI's taxonomy places the organism in Eukaryota, Fungi, Microsporidia, Nosematidae. Bases 1 to 2256 code for a protein of 751 amino acids.